This is a messenger RNA of Epithele typhae, 1500 nucleotides long. Its product is annotated as MFS general substrate transporter. The coding region runs from base 1 to 1500 and encodes 499 amino acids. The transcript has 6 exons. Gene Ontology annotation, molecular function: transmembrane transporter activity. Gene Ontology annotation, cellular component: membrane. Gene Ontology annotation, biological process: transmembrane transport. Lineage: Eukaryota; Fungi; Basidiomycota; Agaricomycetes; Polyporales; Epitheliaceae. The record is from RefSeq and is a predicted model, not a curated record.
AUGUCCGCCUCCUCUGAGAGCCCCCGCAAGACCUCCUCCCAGGGCCACGACGACGCGCCGUCGUUCGUGCCCGACCAGGAGAAGUCCUUCGUCGAAGAUCAUGUUGACGGUGAUGACAAUGUCUGGUACAAGCUCGAUCUUGUCGUGCUGCCGGUGGUGACCAUCAUGUUCUUCCUCUCCAACCUCGACCGAUCCAACAUCGGCAAUGCGUCUAUCGCUGGUCUUCUCACGGCCUUGAAAAUGACCCCGAGACAGUACAGCAUUGCUCUGACAACUACGCUCGUUCCCUACGCUCUGGUUAACUUCGGGACCAACCUCUUGAUGAAGAUCAUCGGCCCUCGCGUUAUGCUACCGACGCUCUGCAUCCUCUGGGGUCUCGUUGCUACUCUCCAGGGCGUGGUCACGUCAUACAGUGGUCUCCUCGCGUGCCGCUUCUUCCUCGGCCUGUUCGAGGGAGGUCUCCUCCCCGGCAUCACCCUCUACCUCUCCUCUUUCUACCCCCGGCGCCGCCUCCAGGCCCGCGCCUCGGUCGUACUUUCCUCGGUUACGUUGGCGUCCGCGUUCUCUGGCCUGCUCGCUGCCGCACUCAUCAAGCUUCACGGCAUGGGUGGCCGUCCAGGCUGGGCGUGGCUCUUCAUCAUUGAGGGCGUGAUCUCCAUAGGUUUCGGUCUGCUCUCGUACUUCCUGCUCCCUUCAAGUCCUACGGACAUCUUCCUCCUCACCGAGCAGGACAAGAAGUACAUUGCGCAGGAGCUCCACAAGGACGGCAUCAUUCUCGCCGAGGAGCGCGACCUCAAGUACACCAAGGCUGAGGUCUUCCGUACCUUCAUGCGCCCGCACGUCUGGAUCGUCACCCUCGCCGGCUUCUUCAACGGCUCGUCCGUCGGUGCGCUCGGAUACUUCCUGCCCCAAAUCAUCGUCGGCCUUGGCUGGACUGGCUCAAAGGCUCAACUCAUGACCGUCCCGCCCUUCGCCGUCGCCGCCUUCCUGGCCAUCACCGCCUCCAUCCUGUCCGACAAGUUCGCCCGUCGCGGGUUGACGAUGAUCGGCUUCGGCACCCUCGCCACGAUCGGCUUUGGCAUCUUCACCGCCAAGCUCCCCGCGCACACCCUCUACGGCUCCCUCUUCCUCCUCACGCCCGGCGUCUUCGGCAUCGCGCCCUCGCUCGGGACGUGGCUCGCCAACAACUCCGCGCCGCUCGCCCGCCGCGCGACCGCGGUCUCGAUCGGCACCAUCGCGACGAACUUCGGCGCGAUCUUCUCGACCUGGCUCUUCGGCACGAUCUCGCCCUCGCCGACGUACCACACCGCGAAGGUGACGCUGCUCGUGUUCCAGAUCGGGACCGUGCUCGCCGCGGUCGCGAACAUCUUCUACCUGAGCGCGCAGAACAAGCGCAACGAGCGCCUGCAGCAGGAGCACGGCGGCUCGGAGCCGUACAAGGGCGAGGGCUCCGUCAUGGAGGCCGGCGACGACUCCAUCUGGUACAAGUUCGUGAUGUAA